This is a messenger RNA of Caenorhabditis bovis, 645 nucleotides long. The record is from the annotation of a GenBank genome assembly. NCBI's taxonomy places the organism in Eukaryota, Metazoa, Nematoda, Chromadorea, Rhabditida, Rhabditidae.
AUGUCGUACGCCUAUCUAUUCAAGUACAUCAUCAUCGGCGACACCGGCGUCGGCAAAUCGUGCCUUCUUCUGCAAUUCACCGACAAACGAUUCCAGCCGGUUCACGAUCUCACGAUUGGCGUCGAGUUUGGCGCGAGAAUGGUGGCGAUCGACGGCAAACAAAUCAAAUUGCAGAUUUGGGAUACCGCUGGACAAGAAUCAUUCCGAUCCAUCACACGAUCUUAUUAUCGAGGAGCUGCUGGCGCACUUUUGGUGUAUGAUAUCACGCGUCGCGACACUUUCAAUCAUUUGACAUCGUGGUUGGAGGAUGCUCGGCAGCACAGCAACUCGAACAUGGUCAUAAUGCUAAUUGGAAAUAAGAGCGAUCUCGAAGCGCGACGUGAGGUGAAACGCGAAGAAGGCGAGGCGUUCGCGAGAGAGCACGGUCUCGUGUUCAUGGAGACGAGCGCCAAGACGGCGGCGAACGUCGAGGAAGCGUUCAUCGACACCGCGAAAGAGAUUUACCGCAAAAUUCAGGAGGGCGUGUUCGAUAUUAACAAUGAGGCUAAUGGAAUCAAACUCGGACCGCAGCAUUCGCCGAGCUCGCCAAACUCGCCCGGAGGAAACGCCGCCGGUGGACUCGGCGGCUCGUCGGGAUGCUGCUGA